ACCAUCCCUACUUGACACCUGGCAGUCAGCCACACCAUAGUGAAUUGCAACUUCCUCUUGGUGUCUCCCAGGUCCCACUGCUGCCCCCGUCAAACUGCGCCUGUCUAGGAUAGAGGCCACCAAGGUCACCGUUCACUGGGACCCUGUGGCUCGCAGCAGCAUCAUGGGUGAACUGAAGGAGUACAAGUUGUACUUCUGGCGAGACAGUAGCCAGCUGAAGUGGCUGAGUGUGAGCAGGGCCAUGAAGUCUAAAGCCUUUCCAGCCAGCGGGCCGCGUCUCUCUUGUGUCCUGCCGGGACUCGUCCCUUACAGCAACUACAAAAUGUACAUAGUGGUGGCCAACAACCGAUACGAGGGACACCCCAGUAUCACCAUAGAGUUCUCCACUCCAGAGGGAACAUCCUCUGCUCCAAGAUUCUUCAGAAUCCAGCAGAGACAUUUGAACACUAUCUGGGUGGACUGGGACACUCCUGCAGAGCCCAAUGGCAUCAUCACCGGAUACAUACUGAAAUAUCAGACAGUGAACACAACCCGGGAGGAGGAAAUGCGUGUUGGGGAAUUUCCCGCAAACACCACCAGUUUUGCAGUGCGCCGAUAUGAUCGCUACUCCCGCUAUAGAUUCACCAUAGCAGCACAGACUAGAAUUGGGGUAGGAGAGUGGUGCACAGAGGAAUCACCCCAUUAUACAACGGAAGCUAAUGCACGGGAGCAGGUGGACCUCUCCACUCAGGGCUGGGUCAUUGGUGUGAUGUGUGCUGCGGCCCUCUUCGUGCUCAUCCUGCUGGUCGUCUGCUUUAUCAAGAGGAGCCAAGGGGGGAAAUACCCAGUACGGGACAAGAAAGAAGUGACAUUGGAGCCAGUGGAUGAUAACGAUCAGGAGGGAUCAUUUGACUAUCGGUAGGCAAUAUAAAAGAACUGGCUGAAAAUCAACUGAGAACCUUGAGUUGAGAUAAGUAUCAAUAUUUGUGUAGGUCAAAGUCAAUCACGUACAUCAUGUAUAAUCAUUUUGUGAGGUAGUGCUGAUCGUGUCAGUUUCCCUUCAAGCCAACUAUGGUAUCUGAAAUCUUCCACAUGAACAGCAAUCUACAGUCAUAUGAAAAUAUAUUCGGGUCUUUCUAUAAAUAAAUGGGCCAAAGUGUGACAUCAGGGUCAACAUUUCAAAAUAGUCAUACAUUUGUACAUGAUUUUCUUGCACCUUCACAUGUAUAAUUACAGGAAUAAGAGUCUAGAUGGGCAAAAUGAGAUCAUAACUCCUAGCAACAAUAAAACAUAUACAUGUCAUUCAAAAUGUCACAUGAAACAUGGACACUGCAUGUUUCUUUGUCAUGCCUAGUAGCCAGGUCUGUUUGUGCUUUAGUCAACUUCUCUAUCAUUUAAAGCCAUGCUAAACAUUCCAGAAAAUUUAAAAGAUUAACAGCAUUUCUAUAUAUUUUUUAACAAUAAUGUAAUAUGUGUUUUGUCAGCUAAAUCAU
Messenger RNA from Oncorhynchus masou masou (cherry salmon), 1472 nucleotides. RefSeq names its product neurofascin-like. Gene Ontology annotation, molecular function: cell-cell adhesion mediator activity. The record is from RefSeq and is a predicted model, not a curated record. The transcript is spliced from 6 exons. Bases 164 to 901 code for a protein of 245 amino acids. Gene Ontology annotation, biological process: cell-cell adhesion; axon guidance; brain development. Lineage: Eukaryota; Metazoa; Chordata; Actinopteri; Salmoniformes; Salmonidae. Gene Ontology annotation, cellular component: plasma membrane; axon.